Messenger RNA from Lates calcarifer (barramundi perch), 1878 nucleotides. RefSeq names its product nucleolar complex associated 4 homolog (gene noc4l). Gene Ontology annotation, cellular component: Noc4p-Nop14p complex; nucleolus; small-subunit processome. Lineage: Eukaryota; Metazoa; Chordata; Actinopteri; Centropomidae. Bases 9 to 1619 code for a protein of 536 amino acids. Gene Ontology annotation, biological process: ribosome biogenesis. The transcript is spliced from 15 exons. The record is from RefSeq and is a predicted model, not a curated record.
UUAAGUGAAUGCAGCAUCAUUCAGUAAACAUGGCGCCGGCCAAGAAACGCAACGUGAGUUCGGCAAAAACAACAGAACAAAGUGUAAAAGCAGCUAAAAUCGACCUCAGCAGCAAAGUCGAGAGUAUUCUUGAGAGCAGAAAACAUGCCAACGACGUUUUUGACGUACUCGAGUUCCUUCAGUCAGAAAAAGAGAAGGAUGUUAUCAGUGCUGUCAGUUCGAGCAGCAAAUUGUUCUGCACUUUGUUGGAGAGAAAAGACUUGUUUAUAGGAAAGCUGCCCGGAGAGGAGGAGGCAUUGAGUGGUGAGUAUAGUGCUGAGGAGAAGUAUCGUAUCUUCAUGAGACACCGGUACAACAGUUGUGUGGAGGUGAUGCUUGAGCUCCUCGGCCAUGAAGUUCACAGCAUAAAGGAGAGUGCCCUGUGCUGCCUGAUGAAAUUUGCUGCAGGAGAAGGACAGCAUCCUCUCGAGGACUUGGACUGGAGUGAACACUACAGCUUCCCGAGGGAACUCAUCCAGGCGGUGGUAGGCAGACUGCUGUCCAAAACUACAGACAACUCCCUGCUGAUCUCCAGGUUCCAGGAGUUUCUUGAGAUGGAGGAUGUUCGCUAUUAUGUAAUGAGCUCCAUCCGUGAGAAUGUGGGCAAAGUCAUGGACAAAAACAAAGGGGCAGUGGCACCCAUAUACCAGAGCAAUGUGUUCACCCUCAUGUCUAACAUCAGUAUGCCAAGCCAGGAGUCAGAGCUCACCAACUUUAUGGUCAAACAGGAAGCUAAGCACGAGGACUGGAAAGCUGCUAAACUAAAUGAACACAAGCGUGUCUUUGAGAGGAUGUGGCUCGGCUUUCUCAAGUAUAAGUUGCCAAGCAGCAUGUAUAAAAAAGUCUUGGUGAUCCUCCAUGACUCCAUUUUGCCCCACAUGAGUAAACCCACGCUGAUGAUUGACUUCUUGACUGCCGCCUAUGAAGUUGGUGGUGCAAUCAGCCUGCUGGCCCUGAACGGCCUUUUUGUCCUUAUACAUCAGCACAACCUGGAUUACCCUGAUUUCUACAAGAAGCUGUAUAAUCUGCUCGAGCCUUCUGUUUUCCACGUGAAGUACAGAGCACGCUUCUUCCACUUAGCCAACCUCUUCCUUAGCUCCAGUCACUUACCAGUGUACCUGGUGGCUGCGUUUGCCAAACGCCUGGCUCGCUUGGCCCUCACAGCACCACCCACAGCACUCCUCAUUGUGCUGCCCUUCAUCUACAACCUGAUCCGUCGCCACCCGUCAUGCAGAGUUCUUAUUCACAAGCCCAGCACAGAGGAUGAGUCUAUGGAGGACCCGUAUCUAAUGGAUGAAGAGGACCCUGCUCAGUGUUGUGCCUUAGAGAGCAGCUUAUGGGAAGUUAAGACGCUGCAGAGGCAUUACCAUCCAGAUGUGGCCAAAGCUGCUAUGCUGAUCAACACACCUCUAUCAGAACAAGAAGAUGACAUCAGUGAGGUGCUGGAGAUAACAGCAUAUGAGCUGAUGGAGAGAGACCUGAAGCAGACCCAGACCAAGAGUAUUCCACUGGAGUUUGAAACUGCCUCACAGUUGCUAAAAGGAGGAGAUGUACUGGGACAGCACUUCUGUCUGAAUUAGAAUAAGUAAAAAAAGAAGGGACUGCAUUUACAGUCUAGUGUCAGUGUCUGAGACCAAUUCAUUUGUCACAGUUUGGACUGAACAGGAAGUUUGGACAGACUUCAGAAAAAUGAUGAAAAUGCCUUUUUGAUAGCAGCACCAGCAACAAGAGAAGCCGCAACAAGAAUGCCAGAAAUAUUUCUAAUAUGGAGUUGUGUUAACAUGCUUUUCCUGAAAUGUAUGACUGCUGUACAUCAAUAAAAACCUUUUCUAAAGCUGA